AUGAGUUCUUUCUUUGUUAAAUGUUUGAAAUGUAAUCAAAAACCUGCUACAAUCAAAUGUUUAGAAUGUAAACAUGGAUAAAUUAAUUAUCUUUGUUAUACAUGUGAUACAUAAGUACAUAAUAAAAAAGCUCCUAUUGAUUCUCAACAUAAAACACAGUUUAUGUAAUACUAAGGUAUGUAUUAAAUAUAACACUAAUUAGAAAUGUAUAGUAAGGCUUAGUCUGUUGCAUGUAUUCGAAAUUAAUAAGCAUAAGUAUUCAAAUAAAUUUGAAUUCAUAGAGCAAACAUGAAUUAAAAUAAAAGGCUUAAUAAUCAUCUUAGUUACAAUAACCAUAAGCUUCAGCCUCAAAUCAAUAAUUUACAAAUUCUUAAAAAAUAGGAAAACCUCAAUUAGAAACUAAUUAAAUUUAAUAACAGAGACUUUUUUCUGCUUAAACUAAUGAGAUUGUUAAGAAUGCAUAGAUUUAAUAGAAUAAAUAGGAGAAUAUUUAAAAAUAAAAUAAAAUCACAAAUAAUUAUAUUGGAAAAUAAGAAGAUUAAGAAAAAAUUUCUGUAUAUUAAGAUUUUAGUUUAUAGGAUUAAUCAAAAGAAUUGGUUGAUUAAAUGAAGAAAGAAAAGGAAUAAAAUUAAAAGUUGAAGAAAGAGUUGGAUUAAACAAAAGAUUAACUAAAAAAUAUAAAUAAAGAAGUUGAACAAAAAUUGUAUUAAUUGAAUUAUAAAUAAAUAGAUUAUAAAAUCAAAAAGAUUUAGAAAAAAAGAUAAAUGAUUUAAAAAAUGAAUAUGUCGAAGAUAAAAAGAAAACUGAAUAAAUGACAGAAGAUGUAUAUUCUAAACUUAUUUGCACAAGGUUAAAAAAUUGAAAGAAUAAUUAAAAAGUACUGAUUAGUAGACGACGAAGAAAUUAGAUUAAUAAAAGAAACAAUAUGAAUAAUAGUUGAAAUAAUUAGAAUAGGUAGCAAAAGAAAAAUAGGAUUAAAUAGAAGAGAUAGCAUAAGAAUUCUAAAAUUAUAAUUUUGAGGAGAUUUAAGCAAAAAUGGAAGAAAUGGCAAAUGAUAAUAAUUAGAAAGAUUAAAUAAUAGAAGAGUUAGAGAAUUAAUUAUAAGAGAAUGAAAAAGGACAAAAAUAAAAGGAUGGUUAAGGAGUAGAGAAUGAAGAAUUAUAGAGUUAAUUAGAAUAAAAAGAUUAAGAAAUAUAGAAAUUAGAAGAGUUAAUAGAGAAUUUUAAAUAAUUAUAUUAACAUAUGUUAGAUGAGAAAUAAGUAUUGGUAGAUGAAAAUGAAAAAUUGGUGAGUGAAAAUAAUCAAUUUAGAGAAUUAUUUAGUGUAUAUAAUAAAAUAGUUAUUUAGUAAAAUUUGCAUUUAUUUGGAAUAGAUCCAAAUGAUUUAGAAGCUGAGAAUGAAGAUGAAACUGGAGCAGAAGUUGAAGCAGAGGAUUAUCGUUAACAUGAUGAUGAUGAAAAUUGAG
This is a messenger RNA of Paramecium sonneborni, 1465 nucleotides long. NCBI's taxonomy places the organism in Eukaryota, Ciliophora, Oligohymenophorea, Peniculida, Parameciidae. The record is from the annotation of a GenBank genome assembly.